Dendroctonus ponderosae (mountain pine beetle) is the source of this 3913-nucleotide messenger RNA. Its product is annotated as probable multidrug resistance-associated protein lethal(2)03659. Gene Ontology annotation, biological process: transmembrane transport. Gene Ontology annotation, cellular component: membrane. NCBI's taxonomy places the organism in Eukaryota, Metazoa, Arthropoda, Insecta, Coleoptera, Curculionidae. The record is from RefSeq and is a predicted model, not a curated record. Gene Ontology annotation, molecular function: ABC-type transporter activity; ATP hydrolysis activity; ATP binding.
GAAUCCUAGGGACAGGGCGAAUAUAUUUUCUCUGUUGUCGUUUUCAUAUACUGGGUGCCUGUUCAAAAAGUCUCUGAAAAAAGACUUGGAAGAAGAUGACAUAUACGAGGUGAUCGAGACUUGCGAAGCCAAGAAAAAUGGCGAUGAGUUUGAGAAAAUCUGGCGCAAACGAAGAGAGAGCGGCAAAAGCUCCUUAAUCCCUGUACUAUGGAAAUGUUUCGGCUGGCAAUAUCUAUUCCUCGGGGUGAUAAAUCUCACUUGGAAGCUAGUCAACAGUAUCCUCGAACCCCUUGCAAUCUCCAAAGUGGUAUCCUACUUCAACCCCAUGGGCAACAGUGGCAUGACUUUCAACGAUGCUGUUUUCUACGGAGCUCUCAAAGUGGGGCUCCGUAUGUUCCACGGGACGUUUAUGCAGAACUAUAUCAUCUACAUUCAGCAAAUUUCCAUCAGAAUGCGAACCGCUUUCUGCUCGUUGGUCUAUCGCAAAGCUCUAAAGCUCACACCAACAGCCAUGAACGAAAUCAGCUUGGGAAAUGUGAUCACAGUUAUCACCAAAGAUGUGAUGAUCUUCGAACGCAACAUUAUGCUGUUCAAUGAUGUGUGGAUUGAAAUUAUUCGAUUAGCUGUUGUCUCGUUUUUGAUUUAUAACAAAAUGGGAUGGGCUGGAUUGGUGGGGGUUGGUGUGCUUUUUACCAUCGUUCCAGUGCAGAUUUACAUCGCAAAGUGCAUUAAGAAUCUGCGUCUGGAUUUGUCCGAGAAAACCGAUCAGCGACUGCAGGCCACUCAGGAAACCCUAUCGGCAAUAAAAAUCAUCAAAAUGUACACUUGGGAAAAAGUGUUUUCCGCCAAAGUCGAAGAAAAACGACGAUUGGAAAUGAGCUACUUGAUGAAAUCCAUGUAUCUCCGUUCAGCCAAUUUCAUUGCCGGACUGGUAACUUCCAAAGUGGGCUUCUACGCGCUCAUCAUGACUUACAUCGCAGUGAAUAAAACAGCCGAUGCAGAAAUCAUCUUCUACGUCAUGAAGUGUUUCGGCGAUGUUAAGCGCUCCAUCAUCAUGCUAAUCCCUAUGGGACUAGGAAGGGGAGCCGAGAUCUAUGCCUCCACCCAAAGAAUCAACAAAAUCCUCAUGAGCGAGGAGUUGAACGAGAACGACAACCAAGACUACGAUAAACCAAAAGUCGUGCUUAGCGGAGCGACAGUGAAACUGAAAAAGGAAGUGAUCUUGAGGAACGUUUCCUUGAAGCUCCAGCCUGGAUUGACGAUUGUGACUGGGCCUCUGGGCUGCGGCAAAAGCUCUCUCCUCAAAUUGUUCCUCAAAGACUUCCCGGUUCACGAAGGGAAGGUUUACACGAGAGGAACCUUUUCCUAUAGUUCUCAAGAUCCCUGGCUCUUCCCUUCUUCCAUCAAACAAAACAUUACUUUCGGACAGCCUUUUGAUGAGGACCGGUAUAACGAAGUGGUUAGGGUUUGCGCUCUUCAAUACGACUUCAACAUGUUUGAAAAAGGCGAUGAGACGAUCGUGGCUGAUAGAGGCAUAAAUUUGAGUGGAGGCCAGCAGGCAAGAAUUAACCUGGCCAGGGCUGUAUAUAAGAAGAGCGAAAUUUACUUGCUUGAUGAUCCUCUUCACGCUUUGGACCCCAACAUUCAAGACUACAUUUUCCAGAACUGCAUCCAAAAGUUCCUCAAUGGGGAAUUUGUUGUUUUGGUCACCCACAAUUUGAGACACAAAAACACCGCCGAUCAGUUAAUAGUGAUGAAGGAAGGGGAAAUCAAGUAUUCCGGCAAACCGACAGAAGCCAGAGUCGACCUGAUCAAGGAAAUCGAACUGGAGGAACUGAAUGAAGAAAAAAAGGAGGUAAACGAAAACGACACCGCCACGGAAGAGUCCAAACUACUGAAGCCGCAAGAAACACCCAAGAAGAAGGUUUACAGCGAAGUGAAGAAAACUGGAAAAGUCGAUUGGUCAGUGUUCCGCCAGUACUUUGCCUUUGGCGGUGGAUUUUUGGUGUUUUCUGCCAUUGUCGUUCUAUUUGUUGGGUCGGAGUUUUCAGACAGCUAUUCCGAAAGACUCCUAACUAACUGGAUCAACAUCGAACAAAAUGCCACCAACACCAAAGCUCACGCCACAAACGAUACAAUGUAUGCCGAAACCAUAGAAAAACUAACAAAUAAAGCGAAUUGGACGUUAAGAGUCUACUCGGCAAUGAUCGCUGCCUCAGUAGUUCUAGACCUGAUCAAGCAGGGUCUGUUCAUAAAUUUCGCUCGGAAAGCUUCGAUUAACCUGCAUAACGAGAUGAUAGAGAAGCUGACGACUGCCGUGAUGAGCUUCUACGAUAAUUACUUCAUAGGCAACAUUUUGAACAGAUUUUCGCAGGACUUGACGAAAAUUGAUGAGCAUUUACCGCAUACAAUCAAUCACUUUACGAGGAUUGUCCUUUCUGUCGGUGGUGUGGUAGGUCUGGUUUCCUCCAUUAACUGGAGAUUCCUGAUUCCAGCAGGCGUUUUAGUGGUACUGAUGAUUUUCCUGCAAAGAUUUUAUAUUCCAGCAGCUAGAAGUUUGAAACGACUUGAAUCAGCAACUCGCAGCCCACUUAUUGGCCAUUUGAAUGCCACGAUGGAAGGCGUUACCACCAUAAGAGCUUUCAAAGCCCAAGCAUUACUAGUGGAGGAAUUCGAUAGGCACCAAGAUCUCUACACAUCGGCCCAUUACAUGACAUUCUGCAUCCAAAGAGCGUUUGCUUUCUUCAUGGAAGUGGUUUCUUCCAGCUUUAUUGCCGUUAUUCUUGCGAAAAUUUUGUUCUUCAAUUCAGGUGAAAGUGGUGGUGAUGUUGGUUUGGCCCUCACCAAAGCCUCCAUGCUGGCCGGGUUGGUUGAGUGGGCUUUAAUGCAAUUGUCCGAUCUGGAAAACGACAUGACUUCAGUUGAGCGAGUGUUGGAGUACAGCGCUGUUGAACAGGAUCACUAUGAAGGCCAGAAGCCGGUUGAGUGGCCUUCUAAAGGCCACGUUGUCUAUAAGGCAGUGUCCUUGGUUUAUAAAUCCGAGAAGGUUUUGAAGGAUAUUUCGUUCGAUAUCAAGCCGAAUCAGAGGAUUGGCAUUGUUGGAAGAACUGGCGCAGGGAAAUCUUCGAUUAUAUCCACGUUGUUUAGGUUGUAUAACUUUGAAGGCACCAUAUCGAUUGAUGGUGUGGAUACAAAGACCAUCGCUUUGGAUUACUUGAGAGGGAAGAUUUCAAUUAUUCCUCAGGAUCCCCUUCUGUUCCAAGGCACAAUUCGUCAAAACAUCGAUCCUUACAACAAUUACACUGACGACGAAAUCUGGAGUACCUUGGAGAAGGUGCACAUGAAGGACCACAUUCACACCUUGGAGCUUGCCAUCACUGACCACGGCUCGAAUUUCUCAACUGGUCAAAGACAGUUGAUUUGUCUGGCAAGGGCGAUUAUCAAAAAGAACAAAAUCGUUGUUCUGGAUGAAGCCACAGCCAACAUGGACCCGGAUGCGGAAAUUUUGGCUCAACAAGCCAUAGAUGCUCAUUUCGCCGAUUGCACGAUGUUCAUCAUCGCUCAUCGUCUUCAGGCAGUGUUGCAAUGCGACAAAAUCAUUGUGAUGGAUAAAGGGGAGAUCAUUGAGUUUGAGAAUCCGAUGACUUUGCUCGAGAACAAGAACAGUCAUUUUUCGAAGAUGUUGGCCACUGAUUCAGCUCAAUCGUUCAAAUAGAGGCUGUAAGCAGUAGGCAAAGGGAGGAAGACAUUGAGGCUUGGAAAAGUGGCCGCAGGAGCGGUGAAAUAAUCACGCAUAAGUCGCCAGUGCUUGAUAGGUUUUAAUUCAAGAUUAGUUUUUGAGGCGAUAAAGUUUUGUUUUGUUCUUUUAUUGUGACGUUCAAUAUUUUGUUAUUAAAAUGUUGUAAGUGUGGAA